ACCUCGAAGCAUUUUGAACGCCCAUAGUAAAUUGAAGUAACCAAAUACAUGUCAUCAUCAUCAUUGGUCAGCAUCACUGGCAACGACCUCAACUUUACACGGCGAUGAGCACACCGAGAUUUGCACUUUUGGUGUCGACAUGCUUGAGACAUGCUGCAGACACUUAUAUGCGCUCAGGGAUAAUCUCAACACCGAUAACAAGAUUGAGGACUGGCUCCACCUUGCACAAAACGCGGUCGUUCACAUCCUCCUCAAUCGUGCAUGCAGUUCCCCCAGCACCUGUCCAUGUUCCAAAAUCCACUGCGUUUAUAUCUUCUGCUCCGACUCCGGAUGAACUAAAAGCACAGGAGCUUGACUUAGACAUAAUACCCGAAGAAAAUAUCAAGCUAGAGCUUACAAACAGAGCUGCCGAGCAACUGAAAUCUAUAACUACGCGGGAACACUCACCUAGUGCAGGCCUACGCAUUGCAGUGGAGUCGGGAGGAUGCCACGGUUACCAGUACACAAUGGAGCUUGCUUCUGAGCGAAAUACAGAAGACUACCACUUCACACAUCCUGCUAUUAUUCCCUCAAAUAUCUAUAUUGACGCUGUCUCCCUCGGACUUCUCAACGGCUCAACAAUAGAUUUCGCUACCGAGCUGAUAGGGAGCUCGUUUCGUAUUGUGGCGAACCCACAGGCGAAGGGUGGAUGUGGCUGCGGGAUUAGCUGGGAGAUGAAAGAUUAAACUUUUAUGAGAACACGGUUACCAAGCAAGGAUAUGACGUACUAAUGUAACUCACGGCUCUUAUAUAUGCAUCAUCAUAUCACCAUCUACUUAGUUUGCUGUACGGUGCGUACCACCGCGCCCGGGACAACUUCUGUGAUACCUGAUGGUGGGAUAAAAAUC
Molecule: messenger RNA, 887 nt
Organism: Suillus bovinus
Lineage: Eukaryota; Fungi; Basidiomycota; Agaricomycetes; Boletales; Suillaceae
Exons: 5
Coding region: 105-725 (206 amino acids)
Biological process (GO): iron-sulfur cluster assembly
Cellular component (GO): mitochondrion
Molecular function (GO): 4 iron, 4 sulfur cluster binding; 2 iron, 2 sulfur cluster binding; iron ion binding
Source: RefSeq, a predicted model, not a curated record